This is a messenger RNA of Amblyraja radiata (thorny skate), 4431 nucleotides long. RefSeq names its product thrombospondin-type laminin G domain and EAR repeat-containing protein. The record is from RefSeq and is a predicted model, not a curated record. Lineage: Eukaryota; Metazoa; Chordata; Chondrichthyes; Rajiformes; Rajidae. Gene Ontology annotation, biological process: signal transduction. The transcript is spliced from 12 exons. Bases 1 to 2016 code for a protein of 671 amino acids.
AUGUCUACCUACUUGAUGAUCUGUGCGAUCCUGCACUUGGGAGUGGAAGUCAGUCUGGCCGUUAGGCACGGACCGUGCACAGAUUUACAACCAUUGGAUCUCCUAUCAGAAAUUGCUGAAGCCUCUCGAAUGGAGAUAUAUGGAGUCAGGAUGGUCCAGGAACAAGGAGUCCGUGGGCUGCGAUUCAAUAAGGAUAUGAAGGCAGUCAGCUUCUCCGCCUCUCUCAUCUUCAAGGUCUGCCAUUACUUCCCAGCUGAAUUCUCCAUUGUCCUCACCCUGAAAGUGAACAGCUUGAGAUUAAAGACAAACGAAUAUAUCUUCACAUUGCUCCAGGAGAACUUAAACCACAUGCUGCUGGGGCUGAGGAUCUCUCCUGACAAGGUCCACCUGGAGUUUGCCCACAGCGACCUGUCCAACAGCAGUAAGAAGCGGAUAACAUUCCAAGAUGUCUACCUGGCUGACCGCCAGUGGCACACCUUGGUGCUGGCUGUGUCGGCCAACUUUGUAUCUCUCAUCGUGGACUGCUGCCCUCCCAUUGAAAUGUACAUGGACGUUCCCUUUCCAGAAUAUUUAGGCACGGCAAGAUCUCGAUUUUACAUUGGGAACCGGAGGCGACGGAAGGCACUGUUUACAGGGUUACUGAGGCAGCUGGUGCUGUUACCGGGAUCUGAUGCCACCCCAAGGAUCUGUCCAAGUCACACUCCCAGAUUAGCAGCAAUCUCCAUCCCGAAGAUACUGACGGAGCUCCCGCUCAGGCCCUCGGACAACGACAUUUUGAAAUACCCAUACGAAGCAGAAGUGAAGGUGACGGUGGGGAACCAUCCUCCCUGCACCGAGACUCAAGUCAGCCGCCUCUGGUUUGAUGUCUUCAACAAAGGCUUCUUUAUUUGCGAUGGGAAGAAUUGGGUAUCAAUCUUAAAAGCUAAAAAGAGACUUGAUUAUGUCGAAGAUUAUCAAAAUCUUGUCACCAACUCGGAAACACUUGAUGUUGAAAUAUUUGAAAUCCCCAAUGUUGGGCUCUUUGUUGCCACAGCCAAUAAGAAGCCUCACCCUGGAUCGACAAUUUUUAAGUGGUUGAAGGGAAAAUUUGAACCGUAUCAGAACAUCACAACAUAUGAAGCCCAAGCAUGGAAACACUUCUCAAUUGGUCCUCAGGUCUUCUUGGUGGUGGCCAACUUUGAAAAGAAUGAACAGAACCAGGAAUAUUCGGUUAUCUACAGGUGGAGCCGAAGGAAGAUGCAGUUUAUGAUGUACCAGAGGUUAGCGACCCACAGUGCCCGGGACUGGGAGGCCUUUCAGAUCAACGGGGAGACCUUUCUCGCUGUAGCCAACCACCGUGAAGGAGACAACCACAACAUUGACAGUGUUAUUUACAAGUGGAAUCCCAAGUCACACCUAUUUGAAAGAAACCAGACGAUUCCCACUUCAGGAGCCUACGACUGGGAGUUCUUUACCAUCGGACCAUAUUCCUUCCUAGUUGUGGCGAACACCUUCAAUGGGACCUCAACCCGGAUCUACUCACGAAUUUACAUCCAACUGGAUGGAAUGUUCCGACUUUUCCAAUCAAUGCCUACAUAUGGUGCUACAGACUGGGAGAUUUUCCGUGUUGAAGGACGAACCUUCCUCGCAGUUGCCAACAGUCAGAGCUAUCAGACAGGGGCAUCAAACGGAAUCAACUCCUUCAACAUCAAUUCCACCAUCUAUGAACUUAACAUCACCGCCCAGAUGUUUGUCAAGUUUCAGGACAUCCCGACAUACAGUGCAGUUGACUGGGAGUUCUUCACAGUGGGCGAUGACAGCUUCCUGGUUGUGGCAAACUCAUUUGAUGGCUCCAACUUUUUUUUAAACAGUGUUAUAUACAGGUGGCAGGGUUUUGAAAGUUUUGUUCCGGUCCAUCACCUCCCAACGUAUGGCUGUACAGACUGGGAACAGUUCAACACAGACGAAGGCUCAUACCUCAUCUAUUCUAGUGCGAAGGAACGGAUUUCUAAGGUGCUUAAACUGAAGGUCUAUUGACCCAAGAAGUAACGUGGCCAAAGCUUCACAGAUCAAGAUGGAAUAGAAAACUCGUGAACACGAGGGCCAAUCACUCCAGGGAUUUUAUAGUGGAACUAAUUUACCUCAGUGAACCAGGUUUUAUGUCAAGAGAGACAAUCCUGCAUUUUUUUGCCAUUGGGUACCUUGUUUGGUAGUGUUAUAGAACUAUCGUAAGAGGAGAGAGAGAGUAUGCUGGAGAAAACCUGGGUCUGGGAGCUAUUCUACGGUCAAGGAUGCAGGAGUUUCAAACAACUUUCUUUUACAAAUGUGUUACUUUGUUUACUUCCCAUGUGACCACAUAUCAGUGUCAGGAAAAACUGGCUGAUUGCAGACUUACCUUUCGAUGAAAGAAGGUCGACAUAGAUCAAUCAUUUCAGAGAAUCUUCCUGGACGGAAAAAGUAUUUCUUCUAAGAGCAUUCUCCAUUUUAAAAAAAAUGUUUUGCACACCCCCUCCCCAACACAGUGUUGAUGCACCGGCGAGCACUAAUAGGUUGGAUUUAGAGGGAAUGGGGAGCCGGACUCCCCAGUGCCAUUGAUUCAGCUCUCCAUAAAAUGCAUCAAGCUACUCUCCGCCAAGCAGAGCUGCUUUGCUGAGGUUGCUUUAUUUAAGAUCUCAUAUACGAUGGAUAAAGGUUGUCAAGGGAGUCCCAUCACCAACAAUCAAUGAUAAAUGUCUCAACUUUCAUUUAUAGCAAGUUCAAAAUAAAGGUACAUCUUGAAAGCAAAAAUUAGUUCAUUCAGAAGGUGAGGAGCCCAGAUUGGCAUCUCUCACUACAAGAGUUCAUUGUGGAUGACACUGGAAGGACAAUGGGAGAGGUAACAUACCCACUACCUUUGACUCUCAAUAGUGUUUACAAUGUAUGGAACUGAAGAAACCUCUGCCUUGCGGCCUGUUUGCUAUAUCAUUGGAGCUAUUCUUCCAAAGGAGAGACUGGAUGUGGACUGACACUUAAAACUGUAAUUUGAUUGGAAUUCUAAUCAGUUUCUAGGAUUGCGCUGGAGAAUUAUACAACACAGAAUAUCAAAAGACUGUUUCAAGUUCUAGCCCAGGUGCAGCUCGCAGAUCAGUUAUUUGAUUCAAUCAAGUGAUAAUGAUAUGGGUGAAAGUGGAACCCAGUUUUUACAUGGAAUUGCAGAAUGCACCAAAGACAAGUCUCCUCAAAAUGCCUUAACAUGGAGAAAUUAUACCUUUUCUCUUUCAACUUCAAAUGGUAUGAAUGAGGAAUGAUUCGUUUAAUUUGAAUUUGUGCCUCAACUUCCAUUUUUUUUAGAGCAAACUGAUGCACUGUGAAGCUCCAUGAUCUUGCAGCCUGCCUCUCGUCAUGUGGUCCCUUCACUAGAGAUGAUUAUUUAUCAAAAUAGGAUCAACCCUCAUUUUUUAAAAAUUGUUAAAUGUUCAAAAUGAUAUCUGACACAGAAAUAUGUGCAAACUCUCCAGUGUGGUGCUUUUGUAAUCUGGACUCUGCUCAUGAUGUGAAACUUCCUAGAAAUGUUUGGAUGAUUGAGGAAAUAGAUUGAUUUUAACCUUUCUUAUAUAUACAUAGCAUUUAUCUAAGAAGGCUGUAUUCUUAUUCCUGGACCCCUAAAUGAGAGCGAAGCAACUGCAGACAUGAAUAUUUUAACUGCCUUUAAAUUGCCUGAUCACAACUUUUUAUCCCUAAAAUUUGUAAACUAUUUUUUUAUGUACUGUUGCUUGCAUCUUCACAUUCUCACCUUGGUGUGAACCAUGAAGUGGUGGAAUGAUGUGCAGGUUAUUUACUGGUCAGAUGAGGUGGUAAAGUCGCAGUUAACUGUUCCACUGCUUAGGGAAGAGUGUGGUGGGAAGACGUGGUCCAGUGAGCAGUCUGGCUGUCAGAGUGGUGGGAGGACAUUUGUUAACAUGGUAGUGUAUGCAACAGCGCUUUGAAUAGCUUCACCCAUCGGCACACAAGCUUUCAACUGGACUGCAUCCAAGAUCUGAGACUCGGUCUCCUCAAUCUGACUUGGCAAUGGGACCACAGAGCUCCUGAUGUGGGCAGCCAGUGUUCCUUCUCCUUAUCAGUACUGGUUGAAGUUAAGUAGAGGUAUCUGAAGAUAAACCAAGAAGCAUGGAAUGUUAAAGUAGAUUCAGGUCAUCCCCAGGUUAUGGCAGUGUUCCAUUCCUGAGGACUGCUCAUAACCCAGCAGAUUGUAAGGAAACGGGGCCUUGGCCGAGUUCCCAUGCUGUAGAAGAUGCCUGCAUCCUUGCAGCAGCUGGUAAAUCCAUCCCGCAGGUCUUCCAAACACUUUCUUGUGUAUGUUAUGUACAUGGAGGUCCUGUAGAAUCAUAGAAACCUACAGCAUGGAAACAGGCCCUUCAGCUCAACGUCCAUGCCAACCAAGAUGCUCCAUCAAUGAUAGUUCCACAUGUUGCA